AUGUCUCUGUCGCCGGACCAUUCCGCCGCUAGUAGCUUGUUGUGCGGCGAAGACGUAGGCGAUGUGAUCACCGACAACCUGUCGCCACCUCUUCCGGCAUCACUUCCUCCGGCGUUCGAUGAAGCGGAGAUCGCCGGACUCAUGCACGCAGAGACCCACCACAUACCGGAAAAAGAUUAUCUCCGGCGCUGCCGCGACCGAUUCAUAGACAUCACUGCACGCUUAGACGCCAUCAACUGGAUCUUAAAGGUGCACGCAUUCUAUCAGUUCCGGCCAGUAACGGCGUUUCUCUCCGUUAACUACUUGGACCGUUUCCUGUCAUGCUCUUCUCUUCCGCGACCAAGUGGGUGGGCGUUUCAGCUGCUUUCAGUGGCUUGUUUGUCUCUAGCGGCGAAAAUGGAGGAGCCUCAAGUGCCGCUAUUGCUCGACCUGCAAUUGUUCCAACCCCGGUUCGUUUUCGAACCAAAGACGGUUCAGAGAAUGGAGCUUCGAGUCAUGGCCAAUCUCAAAUGGAGACUGCGUUCUGUCACCCCCUUCGAUUACCUUGAUUAUUUCAUCUCCAAGCUCCCUUCUUCUUCUUCUUCUUCUUCUGAUUCUGAAUCCAUGAACUGGUUCAUUUCCACAGCCUCAGACCUCAUUCUCAGCACCACUCGAGUGAUUGACUUCUUGGGGUUUGCGCCGUCCACCGUGGCAGCCGCCGCCGUGCUCUGCUCAGCUGGCCACACCCAUGAAGCCAACGGCCAAUUGCCACUGUCUUUUCACGACAGAGUAAACAAAGAAAUGGUGAGAUGCUGUCACCAACUAAUGGAGGAGUACGUGGUGGACACGUGUCCCGCAUCUCGUCCUAAAGGUAGGAGAGCCGAGCCGGCGCCGCCAUCAAGCCCCGUCGGCGUGCUCGACGCCGCCACCUGUGGGAGCUGCGACACUCGUUCCGAGAGAAACGAAAAUGGCUCAAGAGUAGGCCAAGCUGAGCCGCCAAACAGCAAGCGGCUGCGAUCCUCUGCUCCGGAUGUACAGCAGCGGUAG
Molecule: messenger RNA, 1026 nt
Organism: Gastrolobium bilobum
Lineage: Eukaryota; Viridiplantae; Streptophyta; Magnoliopsida; Fabales; Fabaceae
Product: cyclin-D4-1-like
Exons: 5
Coding region: 1-1026 (341 amino acids)
Biological process (GO): regulation of cyclin-dependent protein serine/threonine kinase activity; mitotic cell cycle phase transition
Cellular component (GO): nucleus; cyclin-dependent protein kinase holoenzyme complex; cytoplasm
Molecular function (GO): cyclin-dependent protein serine/threonine kinase regulator activity
Source: RefSeq, a predicted model, not a curated record